Molecule: messenger RNA, 2020 nt
Organism: Numida meleagris (helmeted guineafowl)
Lineage: Eukaryota; Metazoa; Chordata; Aves; Galliformes; Numididae
Gene: NCAPH2
Product: non-SMC condensin II complex subunit H2
Biological process (GO): mitotic sister chromatid separation; meiotic chromosome condensation
Cellular component (GO): condensin complex; nucleus
Molecular function (GO): chromatin binding
Source: RefSeq, a predicted model, not a curated record
GUCACGUGUGACGUCACGCUACGUCGCGUCGGGCGGGAAACGCAAAAAUGGCGGCGCGGUGGGAGCCGGGUUCCGGGCGGGGCUGAGGGAGCGCUCCUCUUGGGCUCCGCUCCGCUUUAUUCCACAUCACCGCGGCGUCUCCCUGGGGCAGCCAGCUACGAAAAGCUGUCAACCUGAGCGACCCGGGACGUGGAAGGAGCGCGGCUCACAGUGCCUGGCUGUGCCCAGCCUGCAGCUGCCGCCAUGGAGGACGUGGAGUCGCGCUUCACGCACCUGCUGCAGCCCAUCCGUGACCUCACCAAGAACUGGGAGGUGGAUGUGGCCGCCCAGCUCGGGGAGUACCUGGAGGAGCUGGACCAAAUCUGUAUUUCUUUUGACGGUGGCAAAACUACCAUGAACUUCAUAGAGGCAGCUCUGUUAAUCCAGGGCUCUGCCUGCAUCUACAGCAAGAAGGUAGAGUACCUGUACUCACUGGUUUACCAGGCACUUGACACCAUCUCCAACAAAAAGCGGGAAAAGCAGCCCUGCUCCGUGGGACCGGACGGCAAGGACGCGGAUGCGACUUUUGGGAUGGAGAAGGAAGAGUUCCUCUCCCUGGAUGACAUCAGUGACACCAGCCAGGCCAGUGUGGACUUGAAGAAGGACCAUCAGCCCGGUGCUGUAAACGUUGUUCCCUUGACCCCAAUGUCUUUGGUUCCCCCGGAAGAGGCUGAGAAGACAAACAACCCUCUGUUCAGCCGGAAGGGGGAGAUCCUGGCCAGCAGGAAGGAUUUCCGGAUGAACACGUGCACCCCUCACACCAGUGGAGCCUUCAUGCUGGAGCUGGCAGGGCUCUCCCCAAUGUGUUUGCAGGACCGGCACCGUGAAGAGAACAACGCCUGCGGAGCAGUAGGAGCACGGUCCUCCGUCCUCGGCGGCGGGAGGGAAUCCCUGCGCGUGAGCACCGGUGCCAUGCCUGUCCAGGCCCUGAACUUCUCUGACGAUGGAGGUGGUGCAGGACCAGAGGAUGACCACGAUGGUGGGGAUGACUUGCCCGUGGAGCCCGAGGACCACAUGGAAGUGACUCCAGCUGCCAAUGAACGUGUUGAGCCACAGCGGGGCGUGCCCCAGGUGAAGGGUUAUGUGCUGCGGCAGCGAGCCCCCGCCGAGGACCUUCAGCCCCACAUCAAGGAGAUGCUGGAUCCGUGGCAAAGCCUUGACCCCUUUGGUGACUCAGAGGACAAGCCCUUCAGGAAAGGGAAGCCCUUCCUGGUGCCGCACGGCCUGGACGACGUGGUUGGGAGCAAGCGGAAAAGGAAGGGACCGAGAAAGCUGCAGGAUUUCUUGAAAUGGUUUUCUGCAACCUACAACAGCAGUGCUGACAGCAGGAAAACCAGGAGGAAAGGGCCGACGUUCGCUGAUCUGGAGGUGCUGUACUGGAAGCAGCUGAAGGAGCGGCUCGCGGCACAGAGGAAGCUGCAGAGCAGGAUGGGGCCACCCUGGUCACUACCACCGGAGCAUGAAGAGGUGGAGGAAGAGCUGGAUGCGCUGGAAGAGGAGCGGGGCAACGAGGAGGAUGGGGAAGCGGCAGAUGACUUUGUGGAGCAUGAAGACAUCCAGGAGGAGGAUGUGGAGAACCUAGUCGAGAGAGCCAUGGCUCCCUGCGACGCGGACGUGCUGAGCUAUGAGGAGCUGGUGAGGAGGAACGUGGAGCUGUUCAUCGCCAACUCCCAGAGGUACGUGCAGGAAACAGAGCUCUCCCAGCACAUCCGCCUCUGGGAGGAGAAGAUGGGGCCGGCACUGCAGGAGCAGGAGGAGCGCGCGGCCUUCGACAUCCACAGCUACGGGGACAGGCUGGCAGCCCGCUUCGGCAGCCUGGGUGAGUGGCAGUCCUUCGCCAGCCUGGUGGCUGGCCUGCCGCCCUUCGAGGUGUGCCGCUACAUGCUGGCCUCGCUGCAGCUGUCCCCCCCCUCCAUUCUGUACAGUCCCCGUCCCCUACGAUCCCACAGCACCAGGGCUCCCCUUGCUCUCAGCAAUAAAC